AUGAAUUAUAAAGUAUUCCAACUCAAUUGUCAUAAAUCGAAAUCUAUUACUGAAACUAUCUUAGAUAAAAAAGAACCUGAUAUCUUGUUAUUACAAGAACCUUACUUUAAUAACUAUGGGCCCAUUAAACAUAAAGAUUGGAUCCCAAUCUUUACAGAAACUGGAAAAGAAAAAAAUAAAUGCAGAGCAAUUACUUACAUUAGGUCUAACUCUGACUUACGAGCAUUAACUACUAAAAUUGAAAAGUUUACAAAUCGAGAUAUGGUUACCAUUUUGGUUAAAGACAUUACAAUUGUCAAUGUCUAUAAUCAACCGAAACCAUCCAAGAAAUACCCUGAGCCACCGGUUUUUGAGUUUCUCAAACGGGAGAUCAAGGAACAAUACUCAAAGAUUGUCAUUGCAGGUGAUUAUAACUUACAUCACAAGGAAUGGGAAUCAAGGGCAGGUCCGAAUACGGAAGCAGAUGAAGUUGUUGAGUGGCUACAUGAAAAUGAUAUGAUGUUAAUUACUCCAAGAAAUCAAAAAACAUACAACAAUAGAACCAAUAUUGAUUUGGUUUAUGGCUCAGUGGACUUACUUCAUAGAAUUUCAUUUAGUGGAGUGGAUGAAAAUACACUAAGUGAUCACUCAAUUGUGGAGUGGGACAUCUAUAUGUCUCAGAGUAAAAACGGGGAUGAAGUUUUUACUUCGGUGAAGAGAUUGAAUAUUAAGAAUGCAUAUUGGGAAAAGUUUGACAAGGAGCUUUCCUCUGCCAUUAAAGAUUUUGAUGUACAUAACAAAGCUCUAAAAUCAACUGACCAAAUUGAUGACCAAGCUAAAGUUCUCGAAGAGGCUGUGAAAAGAGUAAUGGCAAAGUCUAUGGAGGAAAUUAAGGUGAUGAGAAAGUCCAAGAGCUAUAGGAAUGAAAAAUUGAGGGAAAAGGUGGAACAACUGUAA
Messenger RNA from Magnusiomyces paraingens, 936 nucleotides. RefSeq lists its product as uncharacterized. The transcript has a single exon. Bases 1 to 936 code for a protein of 311 amino acids. Lineage: Eukaryota; Fungi; Ascomycota; Dipodascomycetes; Dipodascales; Dipodascaceae. The record is from RefSeq and is a predicted model, not a curated record. Gene Ontology annotation, molecular function: catalytic activity.